AUGGAUCAAGAUAAUGAGCCCACGUCUGAUUACGAGGGCUCCAUCGCCGCAUCAGAGUUUACUACAGCCAGAACAAGCCAUCUACGCUAUUGGUUCGAGAGUGGAAGGCGCUAUCAGGGCCUCUUCCUCGACCGCUACGGCCUACCCAACGACGAUAUUGAGCAGAUGCGAGAGGGAAUCAAGCACACCCUCUACCUAGACUACCUCCAUGACGGGAAGCUUCUACUCGCCCCUAUAGGGGAUCACCCGCAAAAGAUUGUCGACCUCGGCACGGGAUUUGGCUUUUGGGUGCAAGAUGUGGCCGAGCGAUACGAGAGUGCCCGUGUCAUAGGGACCGACAUAUCACCCAUACAGCCGAAGUGGGCGCCUCCUAACUGCGAAUUUCACGUAGAGGAUCUCGAGGACGAGGAGCGUCCAUGGACGACGAUUUAUUCCGGUGCAGAUCUAAUCCACAUCCGAAGCGUUAUACCGAUUUUGCGGGAUCCGCAGAGGUUGAUACACAGAUCAUUCGAAAACCUCCGAUCAGGCGGAUGGAUAGAGUGCCACGAAAUCGUCACUGAGCUCAGGUCUGACGACGGAACGGUGACCGCCGACCACCCCCUCAACGCCAUGUACCGACAGCUCAAGAACGGGCCCUUUUCGGCGCGGUACGGCUGGAGUCUGGAGGCCAGCGGGCGCAUUCCCGAGAUGAUGGAAGCGGCAGGGUUCGUCAACAUCAAGGUACAGCACAACAAGGUGCCGCUGGGCCGGUGGGGGGCGGACACGCGGGCGCGGGAGAUGGGCCUGUUCUGCCGGACAAUAUGCGAGGACCUGCUCGUGGCCCUGACGAGCAGGCACGCCGCCAUGGGGCUGAGCGAGGAGGAGGCGACGCAGCUCACGUGCGACUUUUACCAGACGAGCAACGACACGUCCAUACAUGGGUGGAUGGACUGGAUUGACGUGUGGGCGCAGAAGCCAUAG
This is a messenger RNA of Geosmithia morbida, 960 nucleotides long. Its product is annotated as Methyltransferase domain. Gene Ontology annotation, molecular function: methyltransferase activity. The coding region runs from base 1 to 960 and encodes 319 amino acids. The transcript has 4 exons. The record is from RefSeq and is a predicted model, not a curated record. Lineage: Eukaryota; Fungi; Ascomycota; Sordariomycetes; Hypocreales; Bionectriaceae.